UGUGCCUCACACCAUUUCGUGCGCGCGAACGCGACACACGUAUCGCAUAUCGUAUGUUCCGUGAGUGCCAGUGGACACGUGCCGUGGCGUUAUUAUUUCCGUGUCUUUACAACCGCCAAGAUUCGGGUUAAGAACCGUGAGCCGGUCCCGGCGUAUGCCAUGGCAGACGCCGACCGUGACUCUGAUCUAGGAGACGAUAGCCCAGUGCAUAUUUUACAGUCAGCCCGGUCGGAGGGAGAGUCGUCCGGUGAGCAAUCCUGCGAGAGCUCGGACGAAGGUGUAGGCAGAGACGCCCCCAGCAUCCAACAACACCCACAACACCAGCCCAUGCCUCAUCCGCACCAGCACAACUUGACACACCACGCGAUGAAUCAUCAGCAAAUAAAUCUCAACCAUCAGCUUCAGCGGAAUUCACCGAGACCCAUGGAGAGAGAGGUGAUCAAGGUCCGGGACGACUUCGAAUCUCUGAAGACAUCACUACACCCACACCUCUCUUCUCUCGCAUCUCUGGCUCAAGGCGCCCCCCUUUCGACACCUAGCGUGUUCGCCAUGGCAGGUGGAGGUCCAGGGGGAUUCUAUGCUCCCCCGGCGUUCCUCGCCCCAGCGCCCCCUCCACCGGCUCCGCCGGCAGGGUCUGCCUCGUCCUCCUCUUCCGAGGGCAGCGCCGCAGGGUGGAGCUUUGAAGAGCAAUACAAGCAGGUCCGUCAGCUUUAUGAGAUCAGUGACGAUCCGCAGAGGAAGGAGUUCUUAGAUGACCUGUUCUCCUUCAUGCAAAAAAGAGGAACGCCUAUCAACAGAUUACCGAUAAUGGCGAAGUCUGUGCUGGAUCUGUAUGAAUUGUACAACUUGGUGAUAGCUCGUGGUGGAUUGGUGGAGGUGAUCAACAAGAAACUCUGGCAGGAGAUCAUCAAGGGACUUCGGCUGCCAUCGUCUAUCACUUCGGCUGCAUUUACACUGAGAACACAAUAUAUGAAGUAUUUAUACGACUAUGAGUGCGAGAAGAAAAACCUGUCAACCCGCAGUGAGCUGGACGCAGCCAUCGAGGGCAACAAGCGGGAGGGGCGCCGUGCCUCUGGACAGUACGACGCACAGGCAGCACUCUCUAUGUAUUUCCAGCCCCCCCUGAACCGUGGAGUCCCGGCGUCCCUCGCGCAGCUGUCCCAGCACAUGCAGCCCCUUUCCCUGUCGCUGGGGGGCACUGUGCCCCGUCUGCCCCCUCUGCCUCCACACGCACCUCACAUCUCGCAGCACGACAUCGAGUACCGAGUCCGCGAGUACAUGAAGAUGAUACAGCAGCAACGCGAGCUUAUCAGAAAUGGUUCUGAAUCACCGCCGGGUGCGCCGAUGAUGUCUCCCCGCGACGCGUUGUCCGCCAUCGACGUGUCGCGUCUCACUCUGUGGUCUCUGUACAACAACAACAACAACAGCCCGCAACCGGACAUCGAACCGCAACGCAUUCCGCAUUUCAGAGAGGCGUUAAACCUGAGCGAGAGCCCGAACUCCAGUAACGGCGGCAUAAAACGCGAGGCCUGCCGCUCCCCCCCUCCGCCGGCCAAACGCCGCACCCCUCGGCCCCCCUCUCCCGCGCCCCGCUCGCCCCCCGACACCAAGCCCAUCGCGCACCUCAACGGCAACUCCGGCCUCAACAACGGCGUCAGUGGCGCCGCCUUCAAGAUCUCCACUCGGGGUGACGCAAGCACAGGUGAUCAAAAACUCGUCGUAUCCAUAGAGCUCAACGGUGUGACAUACGAAGGUGUGCUCUUCCCCUCACAAAACGGAAACGGGCAAAACCACCGACAAAUGGUUUCUUAAACUCUCAUCACAAUAUUAGGAUUAAUUUACACUUCGCGUCCCUCGCAAGCAAAUAAUUGCCAGUACAAAAAUUACGCAAGGGACAUCAUCUGUGUAAUCUCGCAUCCGAUAUUAUCUGUGUCACUCGAAUUGACGCUAAAAAGCGCGGGAAAAUCACUCCAGAUAAAUCGUUUGUCUAUUACACAGACAGUAUUAACUAACGUAGAUUUUUCUUAAUUUAGAUUUGGUCAAUUGAGUUUUAUGCUUAUAUAAUUUCGGGACUAAAAGUGUCAGUUCUUUGCAAACGUUCACAGUUAUCACUGCCCAGAGAUCGCCUGUAUAAAAACAUUAUUAAAUUUAUUGGAAAAUGACAAUUGUACAUAGUCAAUUGUGUUUAUUUAUGUCCGUUGAGUGAUAACGAAGUGCUCGGUUUUUAUAUUUUAUGUAAAUGUUGUAUAUAGGUCGCGUAAGCUGAAUGUUUGUGAUUGUAGGUACCUUAGAUGUACAUUUCAUUGAAUCGAUAUCAGUAUUGUGUUAGUUAGUAAUUAUUUAUAAUGCGUUUCCCGUCAAAAUAAGACCGCAAUUUGUGUUGAAACGCUGUUCGGUAAACGAGAUGAUCUGUGUGUGUCUCGAAUGAAUUAUGAAACUCAUUACGUAAAGUUAAAAUUUCCAUUUAUUUUUCCAAGUGAAAGGCACAAGAAAAAUACAAUUUAAUUAUCGUUUUAAUGUCUAAUUAUAAUACGGCAUGCUAUAAUGUCCUUAGCACUACUUAUUUGAAUAUGAUGGCAGGUGUUGCCUGUGUAAUUCUACGCCAUUUUCUAGAAUAGUGUAGAAUAUUAAUUUAGAGUAAUAAUAUGUAAUAAUCAAAAUUAAUUCGAUUAUUCUCGAAGAUUAUCGAUCGCAAUCAAUCGACUCCAAUGUUUGAUAAAAAAAUGCGCUCCGUGCAAUAAGCGAUAUCCAAAAUACAAAAAAAAGAAAUAUAUGAAAAGAUUAGGCAUAGUCAUAGUAUAGUAUUGUAAAAUAUGAGAUGCUUGUAAAUGACUGAUUUAAUAAUUUAAUUCUUAAUUGUUAUAUUAUUCGAUAAUUAAUGUUUCUAUUAUAUUGCUAUGUAGUAGUGUAGUACAUUCCGUAUGUACAAGUAUUUGUAAGAGCAUAAUAAUAUUGCUGGCCUACAUAUGCAGGUAAUCAGCUAAUUUUACGAUUUUCGUGUUACACCAAAAAAUUUGAUGUAUUCAAAUUAUAAUUACUAUGAGAAA
Messenger RNA from Pieris napi, 3047 nucleotides. RefSeq names its product protein dead ringer (gene retn). The transcript has 10 exons. The coding region runs from base 160 to 1812 and encodes 550 amino acids. Gene Ontology annotation, cellular component: nucleus. Gene Ontology annotation, biological process: regulation of transcription by RNA polymerase II. Lineage: Eukaryota; Metazoa; Arthropoda; Insecta; Lepidoptera; Pieridae. The record is from RefSeq and is a predicted model, not a curated record. Gene Ontology annotation, molecular function: DNA binding.